Formica exsecta is the source of this 6963-nucleotide messenger RNA. RefSeq lists its product as uncharacterized. The coding region runs from base 207 to 3443 and encodes 1078 amino acids. Gene Ontology annotation, molecular function: protein binding. The transcript has 10 exons. Gene Ontology annotation, cellular component: plasma membrane. The record is from RefSeq and is a predicted model, not a curated record. NCBI's taxonomy places the organism in Eukaryota, Metazoa, Arthropoda, Insecta, Hymenoptera, Formicidae.
ACUGCUACGACUACCGGAAACUGCGUGCGUGUGAAUGCGUGCCUGCCUGCUUACGUGCGUGCGCGCGCGCUCAUCACAAUCAGGACACGCGGGCAUCGCGUCGCGCGUACUCGACGACGUGCUGCUCGUCGUUGAGACCAACCGUCUUCUUGGUACACCUAAGUGAGGCGUUCAACGUGGCCGAUCCUUGGACAUGGUGAGGGGGCAUGUUGGUGUGUCGGCGGUUGCUGCUGAUCGCAGCCGCGAUCGCGGCCUCGAUCGAGGCUGGCUCGGCUAGUUACCACUCUCUCGGCAUCUCGUCGUCGGAUUACUCCGGAUACCCGAGCGGAUACGCGGUCUACUCCGGCGCGACGUCACCCGAGUCAUCGUCGUCGUCGAGCUCGUCGACAUCCAGCCCGACAUCGGAGACCGCCGGCAGCGGACAGCUCUGCCGACUGUCCGAAUUCCAAUGCGGCACCAGCGGACAUUGCGUCGCACAGGACAAGUACUGCGACGGCGAGAAUGACUGUGACGACAAGUCCGACGAGCCGAGAUAUUGCACUCCUUGCAAUCGGACGUUGUACGGUGACGUCGGUCGGACCUACAGAGUGGAGAUACGCCGACCGAGGGAGGAUCGACUGCCAUUCCUGUGUCAUCUCAACUUCACUGCCGCUGGAUCCGAUCUCGGGGAUCUAGUCCAGUUAACUUUUGAUACCUUCACGGUCGGCCGCUUUCUAUCCUUUACGUCGGAAGGAUGUCCAGAUGGUUUCAUGACUAUUCGCGAGGAAGGUCGUCCUGCGACUGGAGGACAAUGGUGCGGCAGCGCGUGGGGCUACACCGUCUAUUACAGCGAAACUCCUUCCAUCAAUCUGACUUUAUAUUUACUACGUUUAUCAGAGCAGGGAAUCGGCUACAACUUCGACUUCAAGCUGUCGUACAAGUUCCUGAGAAGAAGCGAGGCGCAUCUCAGAUACGGAAACAGCAGUAUGUCCACAUGGCGCGGCGAGCUGGUGAACGGCACGUAUUGCGAUCGUGUCCUCACCAAAUGCGAUACUAGAGCUUGCCGGCUGCAGUCCCCGAAUUAUCCCGGAGUUUACCCCAGGAAUGUCACUUGCUACUAUCGGGUGGAGCAAAACCGCGCGCCAGUGGGUCAUCGAGCUUUACUUGCCGUUAGUCAACGAAACAGUCACAAGAUACAUAUUAAGGACCAAGUCGUCAAGUACGACAGAAGUCAACGAGUGCUUAGAGUGUGGGAUCAGUGCAACGUCGUGCAAGAUUACUUGACGGUAUAUGACGGAGGUUCAACCUCAGAUCGAGUGCUCGUGAGACUGUGCGGAGGAGACGCGGUGCCCGACAUCGUCAGUAGUCACAAUACGAUGUUGUUGGAGUUUCAUACAUCCCCAUACGACAAUCCGUUUCAUCCGGUUCCAUUGUCUUUCCUGCCAGGAUUUGAACUCGAAGUUCAGGUGAUCUUUGUUGAUGAAAAGUCUCGAAGUUUUGUGAAGGAAAACGAGAACUGCGAUUUUUAUAUAUCCGGAGACGAGAACUCGUCUGGUAUUCUGGAAAACCCGAAACAUUCUUUACCGCCAAACACCACCUGCCGUUAUCACUUCCAAGGAAAACUCAAUGAGAUCGUUUGGUUAUCGUUUGUUAAAUAUUACGCCGCCAGCGUGGAAGCGGCUGCAAAUAUCGACACUACCGCUGAUUGUAACGCAAAACUUCUGAUAUGGGAUGGCGAUAUCACUGUGGACAAACUCGCUUCUAGUCGAAAAAAUGUUACACUGAUGGGACAGUUCUGUAAGGACGACAUACCGCGGUUGUGCGACCACAGUCUGCUGCGCAACAGUAGCCGUCACACGCGACCGUGUAGUCUCGCGGAGAGUUACGUGUCGACCGGCCGCGACCUCACCCUGGAACAUAUAUUGCGCCAGGGUAGUGCGCUCUAUCCGAUAAGUUUUGUGCUACGUUACGAGUUCGUGCACGAAGCCAUUUCGUGCAACCACGUGUUUACCUCGACGUCGUCGACUUCAUCCACGUCUUCCACAUCGUCCCUAUCGUCAUCCUCCUCCUCCUCCUCCUCCUUGUCUAAUGCCGGCAAAUUUGCAUCACCGAAGAGCGUAUUCUUCUAUGGUCGUGGCGGGGCUCAGAAUCUGAGCUGCGUAUAUAAAUUUGAGGCCGAACCCGAUCACAGGAUAGAGCUGUCCUUUGUCAGGGCGUCUUUCGGCGGUAAGAGCUGCGCGUCUUACGUGGACCCGUUGGUGAACCGAUGGACGUGCGAUCGGCGCACGACGGAUGUUAAGAAAUUUGGCAUGGCGAAUCUUGUUGUCGCAGAAUACCCCUGGCAAGGAGUUGAACUUGUUCGCGAUUGUCUGUGCUCAAACAUGAGCGAGAGAAUCGUCGUGCGGACUCUGACAUCGAACAUGGUGGAGGUCAGGUUCACCGUCACGCUCAUGAACGUCACUCAGGAUUACCGAGAUUUCUUCUUCGAGGGAGAAUACCGUUUCGUUCCCGUGGGCGCCGAGUCGAGCGAGCACGGAUGUUCGACGAGACUCGAGGAGCGACGAUUGCGCGGCACCAGCGGCGAAAUCUCCCUCAGAAGCCCGCUACCGCGAGUGAUCCCCGGCGUGGCUGCGGUGGAGGAGAUCCUGACGAACACGGAGGAUCUCACGGCGACACAGUGCGUGAAUGAGCCGUGGCUGAUCGAGCCCGAGGACGCGCGCAUCAACUUCUUGUAUUUGAGAACCGCCGGCUACAGCAUCACUCUGGAUAAUGUCGAGGAUUGCAUGACUUUGAACAGAAUCGUCGUCUAUUCGGCCGCGGAUACGAAGGAGCGCAGCGUGAUCUGUCCGGAGGGUGGCGUCGACACGGCCAGGACCGUCGAUUUCUUCUCUGGCGGCUGGAACUACAGCGCCGUGAACGCAAGCGUGGCGAUGGCGCAGCAUUCCCGCAGCUUUGUUGUGGAGUUCCUCCAGCGGGAACCCGGUUUCUACGCCGUCACGUGGAUCGCGAUCUCCAAACGUUCGCCAACCACACCUAAUCUGGGCGCCAAUGCGUUCACCAUAUUACCUGCGGAAGAUUGUCCCUAUAGAUGUCCAGAGAUUCAGGCGUGCAUCAGCUCGGUUCUGUGGUGCGACGGCGUACGUCAUUGUCCUUCGGGUUUCGACGAGGAAGAGGCCAAUUGCUCUUACCGUUUCGGGGUUACGCUGCUCUACGUCGCGGUGGGCGCCGGUGCCCUGGGUAUAUUUCUGAUCCUCUUACUAGCUACCGGUUGCCUCAAGUACUGCCUCUACCGGCACAAGGCGCGCAAGAAGAAGAAAAACGUCGCCCUAAACGUCAAUCAUCUUCACGUGAAUCACACCCACCACAAUAACGGCUUGACCGGGAGCCGGCUGAGCGGACGCUACAAUCUAGCCACGCCCCAGGAGAUGUACCUGGAGAAUUACGGGAAGGACAGUAUUUGUUGACAAUACGCCAUUGCCAAUAUCGAGACCACCGUGUGAAUAGUCAUGAUUUUUAAAUGCCUACCUCGCUCUGGCCCCCUCCCUUCCCUUACCUGUUUCCGCUACCCAUGAAGAAACGGACCGGAGUGUACGGCAGCCAGACACUCCCAUCCCAAGAGCACACACAUUACACGCGCACGUGCAUACACACACAUACAUAUAUACAUACUCUCGCAGUAAUCGUACGAAAUCCCGUAGAAUAUAUUCGAAGCACAUAGAAGCGAGCGCACGAGAUGAAGCACUCAGUUUGGUGGCAUCAAGUGAUUCCAUCACCGAGUUCUAUUCCUUCAGUUGAAUCUCAUAACGAUUGGUCUGCUUUGAAUAAGCGGAUUACGGUUUGACUCAUUAAAUCAGAUUGAAUGACAAUCCGCUUGUCGCGUAAGAAAGGAUCGCAAGACGCUCAUAAUCCUAACGAGCCGAUGAGAGGAAGAUGUACAUGCACCUCUCGUACGCUCGUAUAUAUGGCAUUUACAAUAACACCGCAGUAUCAUGGUAGGUUUAGAUAUACACACGAUUUAAGAAUAAAAAGAUACGCGCGAGUGGACGAAGAGCAGCGAAAAAUUGGCGUUUAUACACGCACAUAUACAAUGCUUCAAAAAGACGUAGGAUAUGCUGUUUUCGUUGAGUGCACUUUCGGUCGGUUAUCGGAUGAACGCCGUAAACACAAUGUCUACGACGCGACUACGACGAUAAAAAUAACGAGAUGAAGGGAGAGAAGGAUGAAGAUGCAAGAGCUAAAACGCGAGAGAAGCGUUUCACAGAUCAUUUUCGUGCAAAUGACGAUGCGAUCGAUGAGAGAGGAUAGGAUGUUAAACGUUAUGGAUACGACACGCGAGUGAUGUAUUCGCGGCAUUAAAUUGGCUGUAUAUUGGGAAAAGAUUGGGCAUAUUCCUGAUCGUUUCCGAUUGUAUGUGUUCCGAGACGACACUCGUGCUCAUCGUUAAUACUAAUUUUGUUCUUCAGGUCAAUGAGAUUCACGAGAAAAACCGAUGAAAAGUUAACCGCGAUUAAGAUACAUCAUUGAUGUUUAUGCGCAGAGUCUAUCCUGACAAAUCCGUUAUAACCGGAUCCUUUGCACUUGUCUAGAUUUUACCCAUUCGUUGAUGAAACUAGAGCACCAUUUAUCAAACUAAUCGCAGGCUUGAAUACAUUGCACUGAUCCAAAUUAAAGUGACUACAUUAAAUUGUUUUCUUUUUAUUAUUUAAAGAUAUUGAUUGUUAAAUUAUGGUAACACAUCAGGAUUUGAUUGAAAUUUCAAGUUCAUCGUGCAUUCGCAAAUCUGAUAGUCAACGUAACAUAUUCAGGGCCGAAUUGUUGGCUCUAAUGAACAUUAUAAAAAAUCUAAUUAAAUUUAAGUGGAUCCUCAUUUUAUCAAUAAGUGCCCUUUGUAAUCUUAACCGUUGUCGCAAACAGUCCAGCGACCCUUACGUGUUAUUCGCGUAUUAUAUUACAUUAUUGUACAAUAUAUUAAAACUCAUUGCAAUGUGUCAUUUGUUUACGCAUUACGCAAUGAUUCAGUCGCUCGUCUCACUGUGACUUUAUUCUACAUCAAUUUAACGAUCAUUUCUUAUUAUCCCCGUAUCCGCGAUUUUCGACUAUCUAAACUUUAUAGGUGAUUUAUGAAAGACAGCAUGAGAUACGUAGAUAGUUCACUUGCAUUAAUCUAAUAGGUUUGGUAUCGCGUGGCUCGAACGUAGAUAUCCAUGUGUAACUAAUUGGAUGCCGAAGGAAAGCAUGUACGCCAUAAUUCUGUUGCGAAUGCAACAGGAAUUAAGCAAACGAAAUGGUUAAGCGAACAAUGGACGCGAUCUCCACGCGUUAGCCUAUUAUAGACACUGUACGGUAAAGCGUGUUUAAACUAAACGUACGUCUGUAUGCUGUGAUAGAAGUAAGCGUAUCAACAAUCGGAAAUAAAUCUCUCGCGUGAACUCAUGUUCGCAUAUACGCAUCCUUGAAACCAUCAUCGAAGAUGGAUCGCGAUCUUUCGAUGUGCGAUCUUCCUUGACGAUGUCGAUAUCUUAACGCGAUCCAGCGUAUAACUUCUAGAUCAUUAAUCGUUCAAAAAAAAGAUAUGUGGUCCAAACUCGAGUAAUAAGUAAAAAGUUGAUUGAAAAGCGAGUUUAUAGUGAGCCAUUGGACGGAAUAGCGGUAUAAGUUGACAAAAAUAAAAGUUUGGGACGUAAAAAUUAGAGUGAAACAAAACUUUAGAUAUAUAUAUUGCUUCUCUUUUAGAAAAAUAUCAUAAGUGAUCGCGAGAUAAAGCAAUUGGAUUUUAUAGAUACCUUCUUGUAAACUUUUCUUGUCUAUAUCAAAGUGGAGAAAAAAAUUGCUUACACCACUGUUUUGAACAAUGGCUUGUAUAUUGCAUAAUUUUAUAUAAAAACGGCCGUUAAAUUAGAAUUUAUUGCGAUCGCGAUUCUAAGACAUUUUCUAACAUGUUAAUUGUGGUAUUUUUGUACAUCUUUGCAAACUCAUAUACAUAGAUCCUGUGUCACAAAGUUUAAAAAUUCCUACGGAGACGCUCCGGUCGCGUUAAGAUAUCUUUCGCCAGUCUCAUGAAUUGCUCUGUGAAUAAUUCACUACCUAUAUAAGACAUCGUCUAUCUACACGAAUACUGCCGCAGUUAUAUUAUUUAUUCAUAAAGUUUUAUAAGUCUCUUUCUACCCGAAUACGAAAAACUGUUCGAGUAUAUGACAUUCUAUAUACUAUAAAGACAUGGAAUCCGAAAGUGAGUAACGUACUAGCGAAUAACGUAGCGUGCAUCAGAAGCGAAACUGUGCACACGCCAAGCUCCUCGAUGUGUUAACCGCGCGAUUGCAAUAUUAAAGACAUGUUAAAAUUUACUCUAACAUAUCGAAAGUUCGAAAUUAAUUUAAGCGCGCCUCCAUCUAUUACUAUUGCCUAGCAAGACUCGAGUAGCAAUCGUUUUCAUGAAUGAUGAGAGACGAUCUUCUUUCAAAAAGAAAUUCUUCCGAUUAUCCUUUUUUUUUGUACAAAGUCGUGGCGUUAAAAAAAAACUCAUUUCUCGUGAAAUUUUUGAUAUAUCCACGAGUCGGUAGAGUUCUCACAUCUGUUUCUAUAAAUAAAUAAACGCAUAAGUCCCUCGACGAUGUAGAAACUGACGUAAUACAUAAAGUGGGACGCAUCGUUUCACGGGGGACGACGAUUUAUAUUACCAGUAUCUUUCCACAGGCACGAAAUGUCGAUGUGACCCGGCCAUUAAAAAGUACGCACGGAAAGUCGUUCCUGUCUUCGUGCCGUAACUUCGAGCGAAUCAGUACGAAUAUAAUUUCUUUGACGGAUAAAAGUCUAAAUCGUGGAGCGUGCUCACCACAUUAUGAGAUUUAUAUGACUCGAUAUUGACAUGACUCGACUCCACGUCUCGCGCUCAAUCGAGGAAAAGCGUCCUACGAUAACGAAAAUAUAGUUAUAUGCAUGUAUGUAAGAACGUACACGAAAAAAAAAAAAAAAAAAGCCGUAGCA